UUUCGAAGCCGCCGUCCACCGAGCAUACCAUUUCCGACCCCCGCCAUGGCGGCUGGGAGGCUUCCAGGCUGUCCAAAGAAUUCCAACCGUCGGUCCCCCGCCGUGGUUUCAUUUCAACUAACAUCCAGGGGCAUUUUCGGGAGGCCAGCCCCUUCCCUCUUUGCCCCCACCUAUGUUUUUAUACUCCUAAUUCCUCUCCUCCGCCCCCGCUAUACCCGAAUCCUAUCCUUUUCGUCUUAAAAUUUCUCCUCCUUUCUUUCCGCUUACCAAGAACGCUUCCUUGAUCGCCUCCGUUCCUUGUUCUAGAGGUCAAAGGAAGAACGGAUAAGAAGAAAAAGAAACGGCGAUUGAUCUAUCGAUCGUGAGUCGGAACAGCCGGUGGUGUCUUCCUCCUCGUAAUUUUCUCACUGAAACCCGAUUUUGUUUGAAGAUUUAUCGAUUGAAUUGGAUCUGGGACGGGGAUUUUUGGGUUUAGGAGCGCGAAUUGGUGGGAUUAGGGUCGGGAUUUUGAUUGGGCGUGGGAUGGGGGCGGGGGUGUCGAGCAUCAUGGGGCCGGAAGGGGAGUGUGGGGGGCACGAGACGGGGCUGGGUGACCUGCCGGAGCGCUGCGUGGCAGAGGUGUUUUUGUACCUCGACCCGCCGGAGAUCUGCGGGCUGGCGCGGCUCGGCCGGGCGUUCCGUGGAGCGGCGUCGGCGGACUUCUUGUGGGAGACGAAGCUCCCCGGGAACUACUGGUAUCUGAUGGGGUUGGUGGAGAAUGAGAAUAGCAAAACGAGGUAUCUUAGCAAGAAGGAGAUAUACGCCCGGCUCUGUCGGCCGAAUCCUUUUGACGGGGGAACCAAGGAAUUCUGGCUGGAGAAGUGCAAGGGUGGCCUUUGCGUGUCCAUUUCUUCAAAGGCUCUGUUGAUUACAGGGAUUGAUGACCGGAGAUAUUGGAAUUACAUUCCCACAGAGGAAUCCAGCAUUUUUGUGAUACAACAGACCAAGGGAAUAGCUUCUGAUAUGAGUGAAGUUGAUAAGGAAAAGAAGAUUCCAUGCUGUUGCAUAUCUUCAGCAAAUCUGGUGGUUUGAGGUGGAUGGGGAAAUCAACUUCUGUUUCCCAGUUGGUACGUACAGCCUUUUCUUCCGGCUCCAUGUAGGCCGACCCUCCAAGCGACUUGGCCGUCGGAUAUGCAGCUCUGAGCAUGUACAUGGGUGGGGUAUAAAGCCUGUGAGGUUUCAGUUGUCAACGUCAAAUGGCCAGCAUGCUCUAUCCCAUUGUUAUUUAGAUGAGCCUGGGAGUUGGAUCCUUUACCAUGUAGGAGAUUUUGUUGUAGAGAACUCCAACAUGCCAACCAAUCUCAAGUUCUCGAUGACACAAAUUGAUUGUACACAUACAAAAGGUGGUCUUUGUGUCGACUCUGUUUUGAUAUAUCCCAAGGGACUUCAGCAGGAAAAGAUUUUUACCACCCACAUGUAACUAUGUAGAAUGAGGGAUGUAGUCUGUAAAACUAGAGAAUCAAAUGUAGAUGUUCUUUUUUCCCUGGGCAUCUAGAAUGUAAGGCAAUGUUUCUAAUUUUGUUAUUGAUCUUCAAGUGAAUAUUAAGAGCUGUUUUGUUCA
Messenger RNA from Elaeis guineensis (African oil palm), 1600 nucleotides. RefSeq names its product F-box protein PP2-A13. Lineage: Eukaryota; Viridiplantae; Streptophyta; Magnoliopsida; Arecales; Arecaceae. Gene Ontology annotation, molecular function: protein binding. The record is from RefSeq and is a predicted model, not a curated record.